ACCGCAGGUUUGCGGACGUGGCGGCGGCUCACGGCCCGGAAGGCAAAGGCGUUGGCGGCGGCGUUGGUGGUGGUGGUAACGGACAGAGACAGCCGGAAACGGAGGCUCGGCCAUGAACUUGCCGGGGACAUCAUCGGUGGCGGCAGACCUGGGAGCUGUCUCCUUGCUGCGCGCCCCCUGCUAAGGGGACAGCAUGGAGGCUUGUUCAGAAGAGGGGAUGCCUGGCUUUUUCCUGCCCUAAGAGAACUGAGAGGCGAAAAGAAUCGAGCCAGAUUUUAACACGAUGGCAGGAAGGCAUCAGAAUCGUAGUUUUCCUCUUCCAGGAGUUCAGUCGAGUGGUCAAAUACAUGCAUUUGGAAAUUGUACAGACAGUGAUACAUUGGAGGAGGAUGCUGAAGUGUAUGAGCUUCGAUCCAGAGGAAAAGAGAAAGUCCGAAGAAGUACAUCAAGAGAUAGACUUGAUGACAUUAUAGUAUUAACAAAAGAUAUACAAGAAGGAGAUACUUUAAAUGCAAUAGCCCUUCAGUACUGUUGUACGGUAGCAGAUAUCAAGAGGGUUAACAAUCUCAUCAGCGAUCAAGACUUUUUUGCCCUUAGGUCUAUCAAAAUUCCAGUAAAAAAGUUUAGUUCCUUGACUGAAACACUUUGUCCUCCAAAAGGAAGACAGGCUUCACGUCAUUCAUCUGUUCAGUACUCUACAGAACAACAGGAAAUUUCGUCAGCUAACGAUUCUCUUUCUUCCACUGAGUCAGCUGGUAGCUUUUUAAAAGAAGUAGACCGAGACAUAGAACAAAUAGUAAAGUGUACAGACAACAAGAGAGAGAACCUUAAUGAGGUAGUAUCUGCUUUAACAGCACAACAAAUACGUUUUGAACCUGAUAACAAAAACACUCAACGUAAGGAUCCCUAUUAUGGAGCAGACUGGGGAAUAGGGUGGUGGACAGCUGUAGUGAUAAUGUUGAUAGUAGGUAUAAUAACGCCAGUGUUUUAUUUGCUGUAUUAUGAAAUUUUAGCUAGAGUUGAUGUUAGUCACCAUUCAACAGUGGACUCUUCACAUUUGCAUUCAGGAAUCACACCCCCAUCACAGCAGAGAGAAAUGGAAAAUGGAAUCGCUCCAACUAAAGGGAUACACUUUGGCCAACAAGAUGAUCAUAAGCUGCAUAGUCAAGAUUCUCAAUCACCUGCUCCUCAACACAAAACAUAGCAAUUAACUCAUGAUCACAGUGUUAGUGAUCACAUGUGUAUCUGGAAUGUGGUGAAUCAGUUAUAUUCAAUAACCACUUCAAAGGCAGAAUUUAGGGAGAUUGAAGAUGCUUUUUUACCUUUUGAAAAGUUUGAGCCAUUUACAGGUGGAUUGUGUAUAAAAUCUCUACAGUUCUGGUUGUUGAUGUUGAGAGCAGUCAUUCCAUAAAUCUGGUGUAUCAGUGCUUAAAGCAGAAAUGAAUUUAAAUGUGUGCUUAGGAAGUUCUUGGAAGAUGUGUCAUUUUUCUUACUCAAGACUUAGUUAUAUUUAAAUUUUAUUUUUUUAAGCAUUUUUAGUUUAAGGUUAUUAAUAUUAAAUUUAUGAAGCAGGAUGAUAGUAUCAGAUGUCUACAACUGAAAAAAAUUUACUACUGUGAACCACCAAAAUAUUUAGUUGCAAAAAAAUUUGAUUGUAAAAUUAUUUAUGAUAGCACAUACUUAACACACCAUUUUGAAACCUUAAAAACACAUGUAGCACGUGCUAUGAAAGCCUAAGUAGAAACAGAAAUUGGAACAUAAUGUAUAAUUUCUGUAACAGAGGCUAAGAAAUAGAUUGUUUUAAGCCCCCAAAAUAAUGUGUUAUGGUUGGGAAAUUGCCAUCUAGUCAUUAGAACACCGGAGUAGGUCAAGACCUAAAGGUAAUUUUUGUCUCUUAAAGAGUGCUUUCUUUAAGAUAGACCCUUUUUUAACCUCACCUCUGCUUCUGUUUUUAAAGCGAUUAUAUUUGCCUCUGAUAUUUGAAAGCACUUUUGCAGUUUGAUAAAAAGUGUUAUACAUGUACAGAUUAGCAUUAUUUAGGAAAUAAUUCCUUACAUACUGUGAUAAAUCCUUGCUGUGUUACAUACAGUAACAUGCCUUAAUUAUAUUCAAUGCCUUAUAUUACUUUUUGUAAGUAAAUAUAAGUUUUGAAAUUAAAAUUCCACAUUAUUUCAGAUGGCCCAAUCGGAUUCAUUACAUAGGCUAUAUAAAUUCAUCUUCACUAUCAAGCACAAGUUAAUUGGGUCAAAAGAAAUCUUUAUUGUCUGCUUCUGAGGUCUGUUGAAGAAAAUGGUUCAUUAAGCAAAAACAAGAGAGGCCUUUUGCAUUAGCCAUAGCAGACAAAUUGCUUUAUUUAUUGAUGCCUUAACCUCUGUUUUUCAGAGAGUAUGUCCACCUUAGACUUCUUUUUUUCCCUGUUAAUAGCAUCAAAUUGGGGAACAGAGGCCAAGAGGGUGUGGAUUGGUUGAAAGGUCUUGAUAGCACCACUUUUUAAGAUCUGCUAUGAAUCAGCCAUGCUCUGGCUAAAUAAGAAGCAUUUGCAUACUGAUUCCAUUGUUUAAUUUUUAAAAGUACGUGUUUUUAAAAUGUAACCAAAGUGAUUCAAUAGAAAUGAGAUUUGGUGGAGUCUGGAUUGCCUGUUUUGUAUAUAAUAAAGUAUAUACCUUAAGAUAUAUAAUACCACCUCAUUUUCUGGGCAUUAUUUCCUAAUUUUUAAUGUUUCAGCCUUUUAAUCAGUCAUUUUAUAUUUCAAGUUCCAAUCUUGAUACAAAGUGGUGUGAAUAAAUAUUUAUGAUAAAUGGGGUUUUAUGUACUUUGAGGAGAAAAGCAUUAUUCAAAGGACAAAGAAGUCAAACGUUAAAGUCCUUGAAUGUAUGAGAGGACCUUAGACAAUUACCACAAAAUGUUUAAUAGGGAAGUUGCAAUUUGGUUCUUUUAGUAAAUUUCUUAAACAUUUAAAAAUUUAUUUUAAUGGGCCUAGGGCAUCUUGAAAAGUGUAUGAUGUAACUUAGGCUCAGUGUUAACUGGUCACUUUACAUUGUAUUUAUUAAGCCUACUGAAAAUCAAGUUUCAAGGAGGAAAAUACAGACUUAUUUUAGGGUAGAACAGGCUAGGUUUCCUUUGAAGAAAUUUGUUUACAUCAAAUUGAUGAAAUUACAGUCAGUGAUUCCUUUUUCUAGUUGAACUUUGAAAUUGAAAUGGAGGUUUCUGAUUUCCAAAGUAGGUAACUUAAUUUUUAAAGUAAUGAGACGUACUGUGUACUUGCUGAUUAAAAAUCAUUUCUGUAUUGCACAGAGUAUCCUUUUUGAAGGAAAUAUAAAACAUCCUUAUGACACAAUCAGGCAGUUUCCUUUUUCUGUUUGAAUUAUAUAUUUUUGAAUUAACUGAAUAUAAUUUAAAUUAUAUAAUUCUAUAUAUAGAAUUAUAGAUCUAAUCUUUGUUGAAAAGAAUUUCCUAAGCAUUUAAUACAUUUAGAAUAAUUUUAGCUUUUAAAAAGUACUAAUAUACAUUAAAUUUAUAGCAAAUGCAAAUUAUUUUAUGUAACUAAAUAACAAGCAGUUAUUGUUUGACAUUGUUUUGUGUUGAAACCCCUAUUUUGAAUUUACUCUGAGGCUUUACAUUUUUGUGUGUGUGCACAUAUGCAAAGGUAAAAGUAAUUGAGAAUCACUGCAUUUGGUUCACUUAAAAAUUUGGAGUUGCAAGUAAAGAAAAAUCUGCUAUUUUUAGGGCAGAUUCUGUUUUUUCCUUUUUAAGUCUGGGUAGACAUGGUUAACUAAUAGAUGCCAUUUAAAUUUGCCAUCUUCUAGAAAAUUACAAGAUUCACGUCUUCAAAAGACACAUUAAGAUGGCUUACAGUCUGCCGUCCAUAUUAAGAAUUAGAAGACUGUAAUGUUAUCUCCUCCAGAGGACUUUUUUACAGCUUUCCCUUUGCUGGAUUCUACCUGCUUGUUCAGUGGCCUGAAGAGUUCUUUAAAUGAACCACUACUUAGUAAUUAGUUAUGUGUAAUAUCUAUUUGUAAAAUUACCUGGUUGGAAAUAUGAAGAAUACAGUUUGUUUUAGAAAUACCAUGAAGCAAGGAUCCAAUCAGAGUGUUACAGGGUAAAGGUGGAGUUUUUAAAAGUCUUUAUUUAAAUGAUACAUUAUGAUAGUCAUUUUUGUUUUGAAUUACAACAGUGUUGCUCAGGAAAUCAGUAUUUUUCUUCCAAGUAUGUGCAUAUUGCACUGAUAGAUCAUAGAAAUAUCUGAAUGCUUUAAUUCUUUUUAUGUAUGCAAAACCUGUAAAUCUUUUGUAUAAUGUAUUUUAUACAAAUGCUAAAUGUAACUGUAGAACAUUAUGUUAGCAUGUGCAUCUGUAAAAUUGUCUUUUAAAACGUUUGCCCCUUAUUUUUCAAAUUUUAAAAGACCUGCAAAAUGUAAUAAAGUUUCUAUUUUAAUAUUCAACCUAAA
Messenger RNA from Lemur catta (Ring-tailed lemur), 4447 nucleotides. It is a transcript of the gene LYSMD3, whose product is annotated as LysM domain containing 3. The coding region runs from base 284 to 1204 and encodes 306 amino acids. The transcript is spliced from 4 exons. Lineage: Eukaryota; Metazoa; Chordata; Mammalia; Primates; Lemuridae. The record is from RefSeq and is a predicted model, not a curated record. Gene Ontology annotation, biological process: Golgi organization. Gene Ontology annotation, cellular component: Golgi apparatus.